This is a messenger RNA of Chironomus riparius, 327 nucleotides long. The record is from the annotation of a GenBank genome assembly. Lineage: Eukaryota; Metazoa; Arthropoda; Insecta; Diptera; Chironomidae.
AUGUCGAUGAUUGUUUUAUUAAAUAUUGAAAAAAAUUUACUCAAUUUUUUGUCAAAAACGGUAUUUAUAUUAUUAAAAGUCACAAAGUCAUUUUCGCCUAAGAUGAAGAUUUUAUUCUUAAUAGCAUUAGUAUUUUCACUUGGCCUGGCACAACAACUUCUUCCCUGCUUUACUUGUUCUGCAGAUUAUGAACCAGUUUGUGGACAGUCAAUACAUGGCGAUAAGCCAAAAACAUUUCAAAAUUUCUGCGAAAUGAAAGCUCAAGACUGUGGAUAUAGUAAAGAACAAUAUGUCUUGCUGUAUGAAGGUCACUGCAAGAAGAACUAA